GGAGGUACGAAGCGGCUAAUUACAAACGUGACAGGUUGGCGCGAUGGUGAGUUGUCUCUUAUGUAGCACCAAAAAAUUAAGGUUCUGCUGGCUGCCUCUGUGUGUACUCGUGAUGGUAAAGCUUUGGUGUCUCGACAGUUUGUGGAAAUGACAAAGGCAAGAAUUGAAGGAUUAAUAGCCACCUUUCCAAAGCUUCUUGGGACAGGUAAACAACAUACAUUUGUGGAAACAGAAUCUGUGCGGUAUGUUUACCAACCUUUGGAGAAAUUGUACGUUCUUCUGAUAACUACCAAAGCUAGCAAUAUACUCGAAGAUUUGGAGACAUUAAGGCUUUUUGCACGUGUGAUACCGGAGUAUGCUUGUGGUACCGAUGAAAACGAUGUACUGACACAUGCUUUCCAACUUAUUUUCGCAUUUGAUGAAAUCAUAGCUCUAGGCUAUAGAGAAGAUGUUAACUUGUCACAAAUUCGAACAUAUACGGAAAUGGACUCACAUGAUGAACGCGUGUUCCGUGCUGUACAGGAGAACAAAGAACGUGAUGCUAAAGAGCAAAUGAAACAGAGAGCACGUGAACUACAACAAGCUCGACUAGAAGCUGGGAAACGCUCAGGUGGUAUGAAUCUUUCAGGAUUCUCUAAUUAUCGUGGUGGGAAAGGAAUGGGUGGUCUGUCAAAUGAUUUAAAUGAACCUCGUGUAAUCGUCAUGAAAGAUCGUUUGGGAGAUGGAAAUACGGAUGUUCAAAGUUUGCCUACUACAAAUACAGCAACUAUCUUAGCAUCAGUGAAACGAAGUGGUAUGCAACUUGGUGGUGGCCAGGGUGGUUUAAAAAGCAUUGAUCAGUUUGUGAAUCGUCUGAAAGCCGAAGGUGAAGUGGUCAAUGAUGUUAUGAAUUUAGUUAGCGGAUCAGGCGGAGCAGAUAACGUAAUGAGUACUAAUUCAACUUCUGCUUUAACUCAAAAACCUCAUGUUAAAAAAGAAAAUCUGCAUUUACGAAUUGAGGAAAAGUUAAUCGUUCAAGCUGGUCGUGAUGGUGGUUUAGAAAGUAUGGAAUUGCAAGGUACAAUGUUUGCACAAGCUAUCACAAAUGAAGCUUGUGAAGCGAAAAUCAGAGUGGAUACAAGUAUGUGUACAAAUCCGCCUAAUGAACAUCGGCCACCUGUUCAACUUCAAACACAUCCUAAUAUUGAUAAGAAAACUUUCACAUCCACUGGUUGGAUUCAAAUCAAACCAGGUGGUAAACCAUUUCCAAAUGGUCAAGAAGUUGGUAUAUUAAGAUGGAGAUUUCAAACUUCUGAUGAAGCUGCUCUUCCUAUAACUGUUAAUUGUUGGCCAAAUGAAAUACCCGGUGGCUUUGAAGUAAAUGUUGAAUAUGAAUUACAAGAUUCUUUAUUAGAAUUGGAGAAUCUAGUUAUGUCAAUACCAUUGCCUCCUUCAGCUAAACCUCCAUUAAUUGGUAAUUGUGAUGGGGAAUAUGAAUUGAGUCCACGUAAAACUCAAUUAGACUGGCGUAUACCCAUAGUUAACAGUGAUAAUUCAUCUGGUUCCCUUGAAUUCACAUUAAAAACAGAACGUGGUGCACAAGCAGAACAAUUUUUCCCGUUGAAAUUAAACUUUGGAUCAAAUAAAUCGUACUGUGGAAUUCAGAUAAUAGAAGCUACUGUAAGCAAUCAGGACACUCCGAUCAACUUUUCAUAUGAAUCCAAUUUUCAUACGGAAAAAUACGAAAUUAGUUAAAUUGAUAAUUUCGUCUUCUUAUUCUUCUUCUACUUCAGUCUAUUCGAUGUUAUGUGUGUGUGUGUGUGUGUGUAUCAAUUGACUUUGUUAUUCAAUUUGCCUGAUCAUCUGUGAUUUGGAUUAUUGUAAUGGGGUUUUCAUUUUCUUUGUUCUGUUUUUAUAUAUGGUUUUGACCAAAUAAUCAAUAAUAUUAUCCCUUCGUUUA
Messenger RNA from Schistosoma spindalis, 1939 nucleotides. Lineage: Eukaryota; Metazoa; Platyhelminthes; Trematoda; Strigeidida; Schistosomatidae. The record is from the annotation of a GenBank genome assembly.